AUGAUAAUACGGUUUUGCCUCCCACUUGCCUCAAAGUCAGCCUCAGCUUAUGAUGAGUUGCGCUCAUCAAAUAUACUAACAUUACCAAGUCGCAGAACUCUAAGAGAUAAUAAGAAUUUCAUUCGACCGAAAGCUGGAUUAAACCCUCCCGUAAUUGAAGAAUUGAAUAAAAUUAGUAUUAACCUAGUUGGCUACCAACGAUAUGUAACGUUAUCUUUUGAUGAAGUAAAAAUACAAGAAAAACUUGUUUUUAAUAAACACACAGAUGACAUUAUAGGUUUUGUAGAUUUAGGUGAACCUGAUUUAUAUUCUACUUUUCAAAAGGAAGAUUCUUUAGUAAGCCAUGUUCUAGUCUACUUCAUUCGAGAAUAUAUAUUUGAUAUUGCUUCUGACUUAAAGUUUGCUUUAUGUCACUUUGCUACUAAAGGUCUCACCUCGUUCCAACUAAUGCCAACUUUCUGGGAAGCAGUUGGAUUUUUAGAACUGCCAUGUAAAUUAUAUGUUAUAGCUGCAGUAUCGGAUGGUGCAGCACCAAACAGAAAGUUCUAUCGAAUGCAUAGUAUGUUUGAUGACAAAUUAGAUUGUAAUGUUGUUCAUCGAUGCAUUAAUAUGUAUGCCCCUGAACGGUACUUAUGGUUUUUUGCUGAUGCUCCUCAUCUCAUCAAAACAGCAAGGAACUGUUUAUAUCACUCAGGAGAUGGCAGGGGUACACGAAGUCUUUGGAAUGAUGGACAACAAUUGAUUUGGUACCAUAUCACAAGAAUAGUCAAUCACAAAAUGAAAAAUGGGUUAAAAAUUAUACCAAAGUUAACACAGGAUCAUAUUAAACUUAGUGCUUAUUCUGUUAUGAAUGUAAGACUUGCAGCCCAGGUUUUAAGUAGUAUUGUCAGUAACAUUUAA
This is a messenger RNA of Hydra vulgaris (swiftwater hydra), 900 nucleotides long. RefSeq lists its product as uncharacterized. The record is from RefSeq and is a predicted model, not a curated record. Lineage: Eukaryota; Metazoa; Cnidaria; Hydrozoa; Anthoathecata; Hydridae.